GGCUACACGGACAUUAAUGCUCGGAGGAUGCAUCUGUGAUGGACGGGGCCGAGGUCAUUUAUUUCAGCUUAAUGAUUGUCGCAGCCGAGUGUUGACCAAUCAGGAGAGCAGACGCCUCGGGGUUCGCAGCUUCUGACCAAAUAUCUAUCGACCCUCUUCAGAGAGUGGGGCACCCAGCUCAAGCUCAUUCCGUCGGCUGUUAUUUGAUUAAAUUAAAGCAUUUUAUUUGCAGUUAUUUGGUUCUAAGUUGAAAGUUUGAUUGCUGUGAGUUACCAUGAAGCCAGCAGUGGUUCUGCUGGGCCUGGUGCUCCUACUGGACACCACUUUUGGAGCAGAAGAGUCCUGUGCGGGUCGCUGUGGCUCCUUCAGCCCUCAGAAAAAAUGCCAGUGCGACUCGAUGUGUGUGUAUUAUGGGAGCUGCUGUGAGGAUUUUAACACCAUCUGCCCCAAAAAGGUUUCUCGAGGGGACGCGUUUGACGAAGCGGAGGAGAUGACCGACAUGGAGACGGAUCCGAACGGGAACACGGUCGCACCGACAGUCCCCUCCUCUCUGACCCCCCCGCCCAACACCACGCAUGGGUCCUCGCCAACCGCUGACCCCAACGCGGCGCCCUGCAGCGGCCGACCUUUUGAUGCCUUCUUGCAGCUGAAGAACGGCUCCAUCUAUGCAUUCAGAGGUGAAUAUUUCUUUGAGCUGGAUGACAAGUCGAUUCUUCCUGGCUACCCUAAACUCAUCGAGCAGGUGUGGGGGAUCCCGGGACCCAUCAGCGCUGCGUUCACCCGCAUCAACUGCCAGGGAAAAUCGUACAUCUUUAAGGGCAACCGGUACUGGAGAUUUGACGGGGACGUCUUAGAUGAGGACUAUCCGAGGGAGAUUUCCGUCGGCUUUGAAGGCAUCCCAGAUAAUCUGGAUGCGGCAUUUGCUGUACCUGCACCAAGUCACAGAGGAAAAGAAAAGGCCUACUUUUUUAAAGGCGAUAAAUAUUACCAGUAUGAGUUCAAGCACCAGCCGUCCCAUGAAGAGUGCGUCUUCAUGAGCAGAACCUCUCCAUCCGUUCUGUUCACACGAUACACAGACCUGUUCUGCGAUCAGCCAUUGGAGAACCUCUUCACGGAUCUUUUUGGAAACUUUUACAAUCACGACACCAGCCCCAAACUCACCGUGAGGGACUGGCAGGGCUUCAGCCCCCCUGUGGAUGCUGCCAUGGUAGGGAAGGUUUCUCUCAGUCCCAAUCCCACGUUACCUUCUCCACCAGUGAGGCAACGGAGCAGAGGGCGGAGGAAGAGGCCCAGCAGGAGACGGGGCCCCCAGCGCAGAAGGCACAGCCGCUACGUGUUUGAUGACACGUGGUUGUUUGACGAUUUGUUCGACUUUGGCCAGGACUACGGCGACAUACCUGAAGUAGCUACGGUGCAGGAGUACCAAAGCGUCCCUGUUCAAAAUGUCUACUUUUUCAAGAAAGAUAAGUACUACAGAGUGUCCCUGCGGACGAAACGCGUGGACCGCGUCAGCCCUCCUUACCCAAGAUCCAUUGCAAAGUACUGGCUGGGCUGCGAACACGAGGUCCCAACUGAUCCGUCCAGGGCAGAGAAAAAAUAGGCCGGCUGAAGACACGUCCGCAGCGUGUUUUUAUUACAUCUCUACGUAACGACGAACCUGAGCCCAGUAAUAAUCCAGAACGUGUUUGAUGUUACUGCAUUUAUACUUUACGCCCCUCGUGUCCAUGUGCUGAGGCUUACUAUGAUGAAUUACACUUUAAAGCAAAGGUGUCAAACUCCGGUGUCUUUCUGAACAUCUGAAUAAAAAUUUUUUUUAAAAAUAGUUACGUAGCCAUUUAAUUUGGGUGUGUUGGACCAGGGUUACAUCUCAAAGUUGCAGGACAGAGGCCCUCGAGGACUGCAGCUUGACGCCCCCCGCUUUAAAGGGAUACUUCAGGUUUUUGUGAAGCAAGGUUCAAGGUGGUAACAAGUGAAGAUCUACUCUAGAUAUCUCUCGCAUCGUCGUUUUCAUUUAAUACAAAUGCAGAUCAGCUGGACCUAAAUCCUGAGGCUGACAGCUAGACCUGGAGGUGGGCAAGAUCGAAACAUGUCUUCUAUAUCAUCCUGAAAAAAAAAAAGCUCUAGUUCCAAAACAAUCAGAGAGUUUUAUGCAAAAGAAGUCAAUUGCUGUCAUAUUUGCAUUUCCGCUCAGGAAGUGGAGGCAGGAUGUGGUUGUUCCACCAAUGUGUUCCUCCACUGCCAUGGAGUGAGGCCAACCGGUGUGGCCUCACUCCGUGGCAGCCUGGUUAUUUUAGAGUGUAUUUUAAAUUUUAUAUAUUUGUUUCUAAAUGUUUUAAAGAUCUUGCCCCUUCGUAACCCUCCAAGCGUCUUUGACCUUAUCUUCUCGAUCUGUCAGGUCAGCUGAACAGCUGAAUCUAGUGUUGCUCCUCAACAUAACGUAACCUACCACUGUACAGAAAAAGAGGCUCCUGUACUUCACUGCCUGUCUUUAAAACCUGUUUUUAUUCUUUGGCUUUCAACCCCAGACUCGGUGUGUUCCCAUUUGUUUGAUUGCAAUAAUUUCUAUUUUUGUGGUCCAAUAAAAAAUAAUAAUAAUUAUUCUCUUUUAAUGUACGAAUUUAGUCGGCGAUGCAGUUAUGUGCAACUUUUUCAUUCAGCUGUGGUUGUUUUAAAGUACUUUAUAAAUAAAGAUUGUGUGUUAGGGUAUGGAAAAAAAAGUGUGCACUUAUGCAACUUUAAUAUGAUAUAAAUGCGAUUUCAGUCACAGGUUCCUAAAAGCCCUUAACAUGAGUUGCUAUGACAUUUUUGAGACUGGAGUUGUUUAAAGCCAGAAAGAGGUCCGGUUUGGUCUCUGCCCCUCCCUGUAUAGAAUUUCGCUUGAGAAUCUAGGCCCAACUGAUCUGGAGUUUUUACCUAAUUUUAACGUUGUGAAAUUUUUCUUUUCCAGAUACAACUUUUGAUAUAACCCCGCCGCAAAAAAAGAGAAAAAAAAUCCUGAGUCAUCCCUUUAAAUAUUAGUUUUCUGGGUGAUUCCAUACACAUACAUAACUCAGUUUUGUCUUUAACCAUAGAAGUUGCAUCCUUGAUGCAUGUUCUCACCAAAUCUGCGUAGCUUUUAAAGUUUAAAUCCUCAGAUACAUUUUUACAGUUAGUGUUAUGCGCUUACAUCACCUCUGUCACGCAAUUAUAUAUGACCCCUGCGGAGAUUUACUUUAUUUUACGUUCUGCUAGAAUAAACGUUGUCGUGCUGUAGGCUACUGGUGCCCUCUGGUGGACAAAAUAUGUUCAGAAAAUACUUUGCAUGAAAUAAAAACUGUAACUACUGAGCACCGUCUCCAUUUGUUAUUGUUUUUUUCCGAUUUAAAUUGCUAUAGUUUUAAAUCUUUGCUUUCAUCACUGUAAUAAAAAAAUUGUAACAUGG
Messenger RNA from Fundulus heteroclitus (mummichog), 3421 nucleotides. It is a transcript of the gene vtnb, whose product is annotated as vitronectin b. Bases 275 to 1600 code for a protein of 441 amino acids. The transcript is spliced from 8 exons. Gene Ontology annotation, biological process: cell-matrix adhesion; immune response; cell adhesion mediated by integrin. Gene Ontology annotation, molecular function: extracellular matrix binding; scavenger receptor activity; polysaccharide binding. The record is from RefSeq and is a predicted model, not a curated record. Lineage: Eukaryota; Metazoa; Chordata; Actinopteri; Cyprinodontiformes; Fundulidae.